AUGCAAGACUUCAAGAUUAAAUUGAACGGAUACUCUACUGAAUUCGUGUGUAUGAUGAAACAAAAACAUUUGAAAGAUGGUAGCAUUUCAGAUCCAAAUUCUGAAGCGGAACUUGAUUUUGAAACGGGCGUCGAUGGUUGUCCUCAACUAAAACUACUUAAGGAUAAUGCAAACGGUAGCCUUUCGUAUUUGAAACCGUUCGUCACCGAUGAAAUCAGUGCUUUUGAUACGUAUCCAAUGGUUUUAACCCAGGGUACAUAUAUUAUACCCUUCAGUUUUGAAUUGGAUCCUAUCAAACAUCAUUCGUCUUUCAGAUCUCUUUUUGGUUCCACCACUUACAGAGUAGAAACUUUAUUGAGGGUGAUGCAGCCUUCCAAGGGAAUCAUCAGUGGUAUCCCCACCGAUUCGGGAGAUUCUAAGAAUUACUUUCUUUCGCAAAAAUGUUUCAUCACAAAGACGCUGUCACCUUCGGAUGUUUUGAAAUACGAAUCUGUUAAUUCUCACGGUACGUUUCAAAAUGGACUCAUUGAUUAUGGCUUUUACAUCUCUACAAAAUUGAUCGAAUUCGACUCACCGUUCCAUUGUCAUUUCAAUUGUAUUGGGAAACCCGAUAUUAAGAUCAUCAAAGUCAAUGUUUCUCUGCUGCAAACUUGUAUUCUACCUUGCAUCAAACCGGAUGGCAUCGCUGCUGCGAAGAGAUCGUACUCGAAUACCAAUACGUUUCGCUUGGCAGAGUAUGUCGUACCGCCCGAUGAACAAUCUAAUAUCAUUACUACGAAAUUUGAGGAUCUGAAAAUUGCUACCCGUUCCAGUUGCAAUCUGUUCACCUCGAAAAUAUUGCCUUACUACAAUGAAGUCUCGAGGUUGGAGACAGUUGAUGGCGAAAAAGUAAUGAAAUUGAGCAUUACGCAUCGUUUGAAAAUUGUUGUUACGAUUAAUCCCUCUGGAUCUGACUCAAGCUCAAAGAAUUUCAUUAAUGUUAAUUUCAAAAUUCCAAUAGAGGUCAUUGACAAGAAUAUAAGUUCAAGCCUGUAUUUGCCGGCGUAUAAAUCUCCAUCGCCGGCUAUAUCAGGCAAUGGGCCAUUUACAAUUGAUGAAGACGAAUAUAAUUCUUAUUCCUCACCCAUAUCACUAUCCUCUGCUGAUUCUCCACCAGCUUACUCUGGCUUGUGCCAUUGA
Kluyveromyces lactis is the source of this 1179-nucleotide messenger RNA. RefSeq lists its product as uncharacterized. The record is from RefSeq and is a predicted model, not a curated record. Lineage: Eukaryota; Fungi; Ascomycota; Saccharomycetes; Saccharomycetales; Saccharomycetaceae. The transcript has a single exon. The coding region runs from base 1 to 1179 and encodes 392 amino acids.